Messenger RNA from Nothobranchius furzeri (turquoise killifish), 1921 nucleotides. RefSeq names its product mothers against decapentaplegic homolog 2. Gene Ontology annotation, biological process: positive regulation of transcription by RNA polymerase II; SMAD protein signal transduction; transforming growth factor beta receptor signaling pathway. Lineage: Eukaryota; Metazoa; Chordata; Actinopteri; Cyprinodontiformes; Nothobranchiidae. Gene Ontology annotation, molecular function: RNA polymerase II cis-regulatory region sequence-specific DNA binding; DNA-binding transcription factor activity, RNA polymerase II-specific; I-SMAD binding. Gene Ontology annotation, cellular component: heteromeric SMAD protein complex. The record is from RefSeq and is a predicted model, not a curated record.
UGUUGUGUUCUUCCGGACUAGCUAACAGGCUACCGCAGCACUGGUAGCCACCAUAGCGACUCGAGAGGAAUCCACCAGUUUUCCUUCUGUACAGUAUAUAUUUAGAUUAAUUAAUAACAACAGGGAGUUUAAUGAACUUUGCGUAUCUGUUAUUCUACGACUGGAUAUUUGGGCUGUAAACCUGGGGUACCCACACCUUUUGAGUGUACUCUGCAGGCCCUGGGUCCCAUCCUGAGAUUCACCUGUCACAGGAGGGGCUCUUCAGAGCAAGGGCCCAAACUGCUAGUAAGAAAACUUGCAGCAAGUUUUCUGGAGGCUUUUCACAGUCAAGAUGUCAUCCAUCUUGCCAUUCACCCCACCAGUGGUGAAGAGGCUUUUAGGCUGGAAGAAGUCCACCAGUGGACCAGGUGUUGCAAGUAGCGGGGAGCAGAACGGUCAAGAUGAGAAAUGGUGUGAGAAGGCUGUGAAGAGCCUAGUGAAGAAGCUAAAGAAGACAGGCCAGUUAGAUGAACUGGAGAAAGCUAUCACCACACAGAACUGCAACACAAAAUGUGUCACCAUCCCAAGCAAUUGCUCUGAAAUAUGGGGACUGAGUACACCAAAUACGAUAGAACAGUGGGAUACAUCAGGCCUAUACAGCUACCCUGACCAAACCAGAUCCCUAGAUGGCCGUCUGCAGGUCUCCCACAGAAAGGGGCUUCCCCACGUUAUUUACUGUCGCUUAUGGCGAUGGCCGGACCUCCACAGCCACCAUGAGCUGCGUGCCAUUGAGGCCUGUGAGUAUGCCUUCCACCUGAAGAAGGAUGAAGUCUGCAUCAACCCCUACCACUACCAGAGGGUGGAGACGCCAGUGCUGCCUCCUGUUCUUGUGCCAAGACACCCCGAAAUCCUACCAGAUCUGCCACCUCUUGAUGACUACACUCAUUCCAUACCUGAGAACACAAACUUUCCUGCAGGAAUCGAACCCCCAAACAACUAUAUACCAGAGACGCCUCCACCAGGUUAUAUCAGUGAGGAUGGAGAGACAAGUGAACAACAGAUGAAUCAAAGUAUGGACACAGGUUCUCCAGCAGAACUCUCCCCGAGUACGCUGUCACCUGCCAACCACAGCAUGGACCUGCAGCCAGUGACGUACUCCGAGCCAGCCUUCUGGUGCUCUAUAGCGUACUACGAGCUCAACCAGCGUGUGGGGGAGACGUUCCACGCCUCUCAGCCCUCGCUAACAGUCGAUGGCUUCACAGAUCCAUCAAACUCCGAACGAUUUUGUCUGGGCCUGCUGUCUAACGUAAACAGGAACGCCACUGUGGAGAUGACUCGACGGCACAUAGGAAGAGGAGUUAGACUUUACUACAUUGGAGGGGAGGUGUUUGCUGAGUGCUUGAGCGAUAGUGCUAUUUUUGUCCAGAGUCCGAACUGCAACCAGCGGUAUGGCUGGCAUCCAGCAACAGUGUGUAAAAUUCCUCCAGGUUGCAAUUUAAAGAUCUUUAACAAUCAAGAGUUUGCUGCCCUGCUGGCACAGUCAGUCAAUCAGGGCUUUGAAGCCGUCUACCAGCUCACAAGGAUGUGCACCAUCCGUAUGAGCUUCGUUAAAGGCUGGGGAGCAGAGUAUAGGCGGCAAACUGUCACAAGCACUCCGUGCUGGAUCGAGCUCCAUUUGAACGGUCCCCUGCAAUGGCUGGACAAAGUUCUGACCCAGAUGGGUUCCCCGACUGCACGCUGCUCCAGUAUGUCCUAAACAGCAAAGGAACGCCCAAAUAAGCCCAUUACAAAGAUGAUUAGUGUCUAAACACGAGUUUCCAUGACCGAAGAAUGUCACAAAGUCUGGUUUUGUAACAUACUUCACAGUAUUUGUGGCCCAGUUUCACACCCCUGUUUAAAUCACACACACACACACACACACACACACACACACACACACACA